CCGGAUCGGUGGCACGUGAAGAAGCACCCAUCCCGCCGGAUGACCCACUCCCGACCCCCGCCCCAAUCUCACCUUCUCUGGCUAGAUCCCGGCGGCGCCCCGGCCCCCACCUUUUCCCUUGCUGAAUCCCGAUGCCGCCCAGCCCGCCACCUUAUCCCCUGCUGGAUCCCGGUGCCGCUCCGCCCCCACCCUCUUCCUGGCUAGAGCUCGGCAUCGCCCCGCCCGCCACCUUCUCCCCGGCUGGAGCCCGGCGCCGUCCCGCCCCCCACCUUCUCCCCGGCUGGCUCAUGGCGCCGCCCCGACCCCCACCUUCUUCCCGUCUGGCACCUGGCGCCGCCCCCUGCUUCCACCCGCCAUCGCCACCACCACCUGCUUCCACGGUUCCACCCGCCACCGUCCGCCCCCUGCUUCCAGCCACCGCUGCCCCUCCGCCUUCUUUCGCUGGUGGACCAACCUCGCUGCCGUGCUACACGGUCAAGGUCGCGCGGGAGACGUCGUCCCUAGCCCAGCCGAUGUGGCCCGGCACCCUGACCACCGCCAUGCCCCUGCGCCUUGACUAUCGCCGAUGUCCAACGCCACGGUGCCUCCCAUGGCGGCCGUUCACUGCCGCCACCCUGGGCCGUUCAACAACACAGCGCCGAGCCGUUAAACGCCGCAGCUCUACCACCAUUCGCAACUCCGACUUUCAUGGUGUGUUUCUGGAGGUUCAGUUUUUUCAGUGUUGCAGCAAGAACAAGAUGCCAAAGUAAAAGUCUCCAAAAAAGCCUAAUCUUUGCAUCUUUCGGUACUCACUCAAGUGAAGUCUCGAUUUCUUCUAAAUCUGAAGUUCAAGUUCUCUGAAACAUUUGGCAAUAGUUCGGCGAAAAGGUUUACCUCAGUACAAAAGUCCUUGUUGGGAUGAGAGGGAUGACUAGAAUGCUCUGGGAAAUAUCUUUACUUGACCCAGAGGCGGUAUGCUUUUAUUGAUCUCCUUUGUAGUGCUAUGGGUGCUGUAAUAAGAGCAAAUUACAUAUUAACUUGUAUAUCUAGGAAUACUGUGUGGACUAGAAAAUGUAUUAUUUUAGUAUCUUGAGAUCUUCAGUCAAGUUUGUGUGCCCAAGCUGA
Aegilops tauschii subsp. strangulata is the source of this 1104-nucleotide messenger RNA. The record is from RefSeq and is a predicted model, not a curated record. NCBI's taxonomy places the organism in Eukaryota, Viridiplantae, Streptophyta, Magnoliopsida, Poales, Poaceae.